This is a messenger RNA of Lepus europaeus (European hare), 3228 nucleotides long. Its product is annotated as protoheme IX farnesyltransferase, mitochondrial. The transcript is spliced from 7 exons. NCBI's taxonomy places the organism in Eukaryota, Metazoa, Chordata, Mammalia, Lagomorpha, Leporidae. Bases 77 to 1411 code for a protein of 444 amino acids. Gene Ontology annotation, cellular component: mitochondrial membrane; mitochondrion. Gene Ontology annotation, biological process: heme biosynthetic process. The record is from RefSeq and is a predicted model, not a curated record. Gene Ontology annotation, molecular function: protoheme IX farnesyltransferase activity.
AGGAAGAUGGCGGCGCCCAGCAGCCGGUGAGGGCAGAAGACACCGGGACCCUGGGGGGCGGCCGAACGCGUCCGUUAUGGCCGCAUCCCCGCAUGCUCUGUCCUCACGCCUCCUGACAGGUUGCAUGGGAGGAUGUGUUUGGUAUCUAGAAAGAAGAGCUCUCCAAGCACCCCCUGGCAAGUUUAUGCGUCUCUUUAGGAAUGUCCAUCAGCAGUGGAUUACAUUUCAGCACUUCAGCUUCCUCAAACGCAUGUAUGUCACACAACUGAACAGGAGCCUCAACCAGCAAGUAAAACCAAAGCCGGAGCCAGAGGCCUCUUCUUUCCUUGAAAAAACAUCUUUAGGCCAAGACAAUGCAGCAAUAUAUGAGACAAGACCCCUCUCACCCCCUAGCCUGUCUUUGUCCAGAAAGCCAAAGGAAAAGGAACUGCUGGAACUAGAGCCCGAUUCGAUCUCCGAAGGGGCACUGAAUGUGGGAAAAGACGCAAAAGAAGAAAAGCAGUGGAAGGAGAUGAAGCUGCACAUGGAUGAUCUGCCAGGGAUUUUGGCCCGACUCUCCAAGAUCAAACUCACAGCUCUAGUUGUAAGCACCACCUCAGCUGGCUUUGCGUUGGCUCCGGGACCUUUCGACUGGCCCUGCUUCCUGCUCACUUCUCUCGGAACAGGCCUUGCCUCCUGCGCUGCCAACUCCAUCAACCAGUUUUUCGAGGUGCCAUUUGACUCAAACAUGAAUCGGACGAAGAACAGGCCCCUGGUCCGGGGACAGAUCAGCCCCCUGCUCGCCGUGGCCUUUGCCACUUGCUGUGCCGUCCCAGGCAUCGCCCUUCUGACCUGGGGGGUGAAUCCCCUCACAGGAGCCCUGGGGGUCUUCAACAUCUUCCUGUACACCUGCUGCUACACACCGCUGAAGAGAAUCAGCAUCGCCAACACGUGGGUCGGGGCCGUGGUCGGGGCCAUCCCCCCUGUCAUGGGCUGGACCGCAGCGACCGGCAGCCUGGAUGCUGGAGCCUUUCUGCUCGGAGGGAUCCUGUACUCCUGGCAGUUCCCGCAUUUCAACGCCCUGAGCUGGGGCCUCCGCGAAGACUACUCCCGGGGCGGCUACUGCAUGAUGUCCGUCACCCACCCGGGGCUGUGCAGGCGCGUGGCGCUGCGCCACUGCCUGGCCCUCAUCGCGCUCUCCACCGCGGCCCCCGUGCUGGACGUCACCACGUGGACCUUCCCCGUCAUCUCGCUGCCCAUCAACCUGUACAUCUCCUACCUCGGCUUCCGCUUCUACGCGGACGCGGACCGCAGGAGCUCGCGCAAACUCUUCUUCUGCAGCCUGUGGCACCUGCCGCUGCUCCUGCUGCUGCUGCUCACCUGCAAGCGGCGGCCGGCGGGCCCCGCGGACCCCGGCCAGCUCCCCAGCUGAGAGCGCCGCUGGGCGGGCAGGGGCGGACGGAGAAACAGCAAACCCCGACGCGCAGACGCACAAUUCUCCCUUUGCUGUGAGGCCUGAGUAGCUGGGUCAUCCCGGAGCCGCCCGAGAGGAGAAAUGGCUGGAUUUAGUACAAUGUGUUAAAACUGGUGCUCGGCGGUCACUUGACAGCUUUUUUUUUUUUUUUUUAAUGAUAGUACCCAAACUACCGAACUACAGGUAGGCUCCCACAGUACAAAGAAUAUUUUUUUUUUCUCUUGGCUGGUCUGUAUACAUCUCUUCUUGCCAGCCAAUGGCACGCCCCAUGUUUUUUCUUUUUCACAGGAAUGUACACACGUGCCUCUUCUUUUCUGGCUCAACAUACACAUGCAUCUGUAUUACACAUGCAUGUACAUGUAGGCAUAUACACACAUCCAUAUACGCACAUACACACAUACAUGUGCUGCAUAUAAUGUAUGUGUGUGCACUCCCCACCUUCCAGCCAUGGGUGAGCACCUGGAGCCUGGCGCCUGCAGCUCUGUGUCCUCAGGGCACCCCCAGGUCCUCCGAAGAAGCAGCAACCCCCUGUGAAUGAGCCAGGGCCCGUCCCAGCUUUCUCUGCUCCACACACAUCCCAAGCACACGUCCCACCAAUAACAGGACACCAAAGGUGGGCCGCUGUGCACCACAGCAGUAGGGGGCCUCCAAACGGUUGCCUAGGGCCUUGCAGACUGGACUGCCAGUCCCUGCGCCCCUCCUGCACCCCCCUGACAUAUCAAUGGUUCAGAAACUCCAAGGAAUCGAAAGUACCUUCAUAGCUCACUUUGAAAUGGAGGCUCUGUCUGAGCAUUUCUCCCCGGAACAGUGGCAUGAGCCAUCCGCCCCUGAUCCCAUGACCACACGCGCUGGCCGGGCUCUGGCUGCCCUGCCCUCUCCAGGCUUCGCCAAAAGAGAAGUCAGAAUCAAGCGUGAGCCGGGCUAGCCAGCCCACAGAACUCCCAUACUGUCCCUUUUGUGAAAAAUACGCUUCCACCUGGUGUCUGCCGGGUUCGGAAGUCAGCAUCCACAGGGCCACGGCUUUAAGAGCCACAAGCAGGGGCUGGGCUCCCCCUGGGGAUGGCUCGGGUCCUGGGAGCGUUGUGAGUCACUGUGUGCACUUGUGGGUCUUCAGCCCUUCCCAAACCCACCCCCACCCAGGUCCCUAUAGAGUCCCAUGAGCCUGGCGGGCUUGAAGCGCCGCACGACGCCUGUGUGUUGUCUAGGGGACGGCAGCCCUGCAGGGGACUCUUGAGGGAUUUCAGCAACAUUUUUAUUCCACAUUGACAGAUCGUAGGAUUUUUUUUUUUUUUAAUCCAAUGUGAAAUUUAAAGAACUCACUGUCUGCACCGUGCCUGCUCUCAGAAAUGCCUAGGGCGCUGGCGGCAGCAUCCAAUGCCUGCAACUGCUUCUCUGAAAUAGUCCCUCGUGGCUGCGUCCAGGCCAUGUGCUGUGGGGAACACGGCGCAGGAGUGUCUGGAGAGGGCGUUGCGACAGCUUGCCACAGCUCUCAGGUCGGGAAACUGUUGAUUCUCUUCCGCUUCUGCAGUAGAACUGCAGGAAAACAGGAGCGUUCGAGGCCACACGGGUUGCUCAUCCUGGGCUCAGUUCGCACACUUCAGCAGGACUGCUGACACUGGACGUCGAGAGCCAGCAGGGCACAGCACGUGCCUAUUUAUUUUUUCGUCCCCUUAAUUUUUAUUUUUUUAAUUGUCAAUUUGAAAAAUGACAGUUGUAUGUAUUUAUGGGAUCCAAAGUGAUGCUAUGAUGUAUGAAUACAAUUCAUAACUAAAUAA